AUGCCGUCCCUACUUUCAACACUCGCACUGCUUACCUUCCCUCUCUUUGCUCUCGCCCAGUCAGCAAACGAUGGCUACACUGGCUACAAGCUAGACGUCAGGCAGGAGCAGGAUCCGGGUUCCGUCCUCUACGAGACUGAGAACACAAGGACCUCCAACGUGUCUACACUCUCCGAAACCCCAGAUGUCCUGCUGAAUGCAUCUGUACAUGUCGGCGAAAUCUUCAUUGGUGUUGACAACCUCACCGCCAAAAUCAACCUUGAUGCCCAAGUCUUGUCGUUGCUGCAGUUCAACGCCGGAGUCGACCUCAGCAUUGAGAAGGUUGCUCUUACCAUCCAAAAUGUCACUGCAAAAGUGUAUCUCGAAGCACGCCUAGGAAACCUCGUCACCAUGAUCAGCGACGUCUUGGACUCUAUCGACUUGAACCCCGUCAUUGCGGAGCUUGGAGCCGGGCUUGGAAGCAUCGUCGGCGAUGCUGCUGACCUUGUUGGUGACGUUGCAGGUGGCCUGACUGGCAACAACGGAACCUCUGGCAACACCAAGCGCGAUGUUGAUCCUCACCAAUGGGACCUUCUGAACAACAUCCUCUACUCCAUCAACAACUUUGAAGGAAACGCCAACAAGCGCCGCGUUCUUGCUCAGGAUGGCGACAUUGUCGAGCAAGACAUCAAUAACAACGGAGUCAUCUCUGCAAUGAGGGUUGUCGGUAACUACGCAACCGACAUGCACUUCAAUGGUUUCAACGAGAGCGUGACGUUCAAGGGUCAGGAAGUAUGGGAGGAGGAGUACACCUACCAGCCCUUCCCGGGCCUCUACUCCAUCUCAGGCGUCUUCAAGAGCAAGAGCACUGGCGCAGUUGUCGGCACACAACUCCUCGCGGAAGCACGAGGAGGCGGAAACGCAAACAUUGGCAACGUAGAUGACCUCAAGCGUUGA
Parastagonospora nodorum SN15 is the source of this 936-nucleotide messenger RNA. RefSeq lists its product as hypothetical. The record is from RefSeq and is a predicted model, not a curated record. The coding region runs from base 1 to 936 and encodes 311 amino acids. The transcript has a single exon. Lineage: Eukaryota; Fungi; Ascomycota; Dothideomycetes; Pleosporales; Phaeosphaeriaceae.